Exophiala bonariae is the source of this 1071-nucleotide messenger RNA. RefSeq lists its product as uncharacterized. Lineage: Eukaryota; Fungi; Ascomycota; Eurotiomycetes; Chaetothyriales; Herpotrichiellaceae. Bases 1 to 1071 code for a protein of 356 amino acids. The transcript has 3 exons. The record is from RefSeq and is a predicted model, not a curated record. Gene Ontology annotation, molecular function: oxidoreductase activity, acting on NAD(P)H.
AUGGCCCUAAAAGCGAUAAAAGUCGUAGCACCAGGAGAAGCGGGCGUCGUGUCCAAUGCAAUAGUACCACGAGUUCGUGAUGACUAUCUGAUUGCGAGAACAAAAGCAGUAGCUUUGAACCCGACAGAUUAUCACCAUGCCAAAUAUUACAGUGUCCCGGGGGCUAUCCUGGGCUGUGACUGGGCCGGAGUCGUCCAGGAGGUUGGCAAGAACGUAACGAGGUUCAAGCCUGGAGAUGAGGUAUCUGGGGUUUGCCAUGGCGGGAAUAACCUUGAGCUUGAAGAUGGCGCGUUCGCAGAGGUGAUCACUGCAAAGGAGCUUGCAGUGAUCCACAAGCCCAAGGACUUGUCAUUUGAGGAUGCCGCUGCUCUAGGGGUCGGGAUCGCGACGACCGGUCAGAUUCUGUAUGCAGUGUUUCAGUUGCCACUACCAUCAAUCACUGAGGUGGUUCGAGAGGAUAGGGGAGCGAUGCUCGUGUAUGGUGGCAGUUCCGCAACUGGCACCAUAUUGAUCCAGCUGGCCAAAUUGUCCGGUUUCACCGUAUAUACGACGUGUUCUGUACCGAAUUUCGACCUGGUCAAAUCUCGUGGUGCCGACCACGUAUUCGAUUACAACGUCCCGAACUUUGAGCACGAAAUCCUAAACACUGCGCAUGGUAAGCACCAUUCCUUCCAAUAUGUCGUCGAUUGCUUUGGAAGCGAUGAUACAGCUGAGGUAUGCGCUCGGUUGAUCUCAAAAGAGAACAGCUUCUAUCACUCUGUGAAAGCACCACUGCCAGAGGCAUUCAAGAAGAUCAGAACUGAGGACAGUGUGCAAGCAACCACGGCCCUGGGAUAUCUCUUACUUGGGGAGCCCCUCAGUAUUGGAGGCAUGGAUUUCCCAGCCGACCCAUCGCUUGAGGAAUUCAGCAAGAAAUGGACGCCUGUCAUAGAGGAAUUAGUCAAGCAGGGCAAGGUGAAGCCCCAUCCUCAUGGGGUCAUUGCUGGAGGAUUGGAUGCGAUACCAGGAAUUCUCGAGAGUAUUUCACAAGGUGGCACUCGAGGGAAGAAAAGCGUUGUCACCGUCGCUUAA